Molecule: messenger RNA, 1912 nt
Organism: Polypterus senegalus (gray bichir)
Lineage: Eukaryota; Metazoa; Chordata; Cladistia; Polypteriformes; Polypteridae
Exons: 4
Coding region: 743-1840 (365 amino acids)
Cellular component (GO): cytoplasmic stress granule; nucleoplasm
Molecular function (GO): RNA binding
Source: RefSeq, a predicted model, not a curated record
UCUUUUACCCAGACGCGGGUUUGUACCGAAAGGUGGCCCGUUUGACGUUUUACCGUUAGCUUCUCGAAACUCCUCGUUGUUUGGUGUACUUCGCUGGCGGAUCCGAGAGUCGCCGUGCCGAAGGAGAAGAUUCUUGAAAGUUCCCCGCAAUCCGAAGUGUAUCAAGCCUCUGCCAAAGGGGGGCCUCGGAUCGGGUUCGUUAUUAUUUAUCGCGAACAGAGAAGAAAAGAACGGAAUUUUGGGGGUCUACUGCAUGUAAAAGCACCCCACCAGAAGAGCCACAAGGCUUAGCGGCUUGACGGAGCGAUCAAUGUGCGGACAACUUUACACGGGAAAUCCGAGAAACGGGCCGACCGGCCACUUUUAGCUGCUGUUUAUUUGUAUGUAAUUCGUCCUAAUUUAUUUCGUUACAGUUUCCAAAAUCUUUUAAAACCUCAAGUGCGAGUCUUUAUCUUUGACAGUUCGGUUUGGCUAGUACACGUUUUGGUGUAACCUUGUAAGUCACUCGAAAACCCUAAAAAAAAAAAAAAAAGUUUUUUUCUUAAAAUUUAUGUAUUAAGCCAUUUUAAUAUUUGACGUCACACGGCAAAUUAAAACAGGCAUUUUUCCCUUAACGUCGCCGUAUUAAGAUAUUUUAAUCGCUGCUGGGUGGUCGAUCUCGUCGUUCUAAAUUAGGAACUUGCUGCCCCUCCACACACAGACACAAACACUUCGACACAUCGCUGCUAAAACUCGGGCGAUCAUGGACGAAAACCGCAACCCUGAGGAGUACCUGCUGGAUUUUGGAAACAAGGAGCAGUGGGACCUGCACACGGAGCUGAAGAACCUGCAGAAUCGCAUCCGCCACAAGUCAGGUACCUGGGAUUCCAGUAACUAUGAUGUUGUACCAGAAAUAGAGUCCCUGUCACGCCAGGAGCAGUCUGAGCCCAGCCCGCUAAGUUCAUCCACUGGUCACAACAUUCGAAACAGACGCCUGGCGACUGCAGGAAACAGCGGAGGAGGAGGUGGGGCCGCAUUAUUAGGGGUUGGGGGUCGGAGCUCUGGGACCCCUGUCCCCUAUAAUAGCCACUAUCACCACCACCAUCAUCACCACCACCACCAUCAGCCACAGCAGGAUGGCCGCCGCUCCCCCCGGAUUUGGAAUGAGUACCGGAAGGACAGGGACCGUAGGUGGAGUAGCGGAAAAAUGUGGGAGAACAGCCAGCGGCGCUCCUGGAACCACUCGCAUGGAGGCGGUGGCGAGGCCACAGGGGAGAAGGUCGCUGCCCCGGGCACACAAACCAAACCGGAGAAAAUCAAAGUGGACGAUGUCUCUGCCUGGACCCUGUUCAAACCCCCACCGGCAUUCCCUGUGGAUAACAGCAGCGCAAAGAUUGUCCCCAAAAUCAGCUAUGCCUCUAAGGUCAAGGGCAACCUGCAGCAUCGGCAGGCAGGGUCUGGCUCUAUGGGGGGCGAGGAGCCCCAGAGUCUGGGGGCCAUUUUUCAAAACGAGUGGGGACUUUCAUUUAUUAAUGAGCCAAGUGGCUCGGAAAACACGGACCCAGCUCAGGAGUUGAACAGCAAGACAGACAGUGACCCUGUCACACAACCCGCACCUCACUUUGGAAACGGGGUGACACCUGAGCCCCCUGCCAUAAUGGACACAGAUAGGUUGGCUCGCCUACCCACCCCGUCCCAGGAGCCCGAAGAACCCUGCACAGAGCAACCCCCAGAGAUGCAUUACAGUCUGAUGGAGGCGCUGCGCUACCACGCCCAAGCCUGGGAGCAGACCUGCAUGAGGCACAAGCAAGAUCCCAAACUGGUCAUUUGGUACGAGGAAUCGCUGGAGCAGCCGGCCUAGCAGACAUCAUAUGAGCACGAAACCCUUCCCGUGAAGAAGAGUCCAGAUAAAGACCCCUGUUGUCCCCCAGCC